AGUUUGAAUUUUAUAAUUUUGCUAACAUGAAUAAAAUCAUUUAAUUUUGUAUAUAUUACAUAAAUAUUUUCUCCUACUUUUUCUGAUCUAAUAAUCAUCUUUUGUUUUAUUGAUUCAUCUCAUUUCAUUUCAAGUUACCAUUUCCACCUCUUUCUUUCUUCAUUUUUCACUGAUACGUUCUUCCUUAGUUUUCUACGUUACCAUGGCGAGAAGCGCCUCUCAAUCAUCUCAAUCGGCAUCUUCUGCCGCCACAACACGACCGGGCGUCAUGGCUCCACGCGGCUCCGCUGCCGCUACAGCCGGAAUGCGCCGUCGCCGCCUCGGCGGUGGAAACACCACCAGCUCCAGCUCUGCCGCGGGAGGAUCCGGCGGCGGAAACAACAUGCUGCGAUUCUACACCGAUGACGCUCCUGGAUUGAAGAUAUCUCCAACGGUUGUUCUCGUAAUGAGUCUCGGUUUCAUUGGCUUCGUCACCGCUCUUCAUGUUUUUGGUAAACUCUACCGUUACCGAUCCGCCGCUGGCGCUGCCGCUUGAUUUUGUCUCUCGAUCUUGAAUCUGAUUUAACGGUUUUUGGAUCUGAUGCUUAAUAUUCCGAAACAUGCAUGUUUUUAGUUUUUAUUUAUUUAUUUAUAACCUUAUUUUGUUUCAUUUUAAAUUUUAUUUGACUUGAUUAGGCUUUCUAUUUUUUCUAGCUAUGAAUUAUUGGAUCUUCUUGGAAGUCAAUUUUCGCCAUUUUUAAUUAUUUAGUUUUGUUCAUUCA
Messenger RNA from Lathyrus oleraceus (garden pea), 761 nucleotides. Its product is annotated as protein transport protein Sec61 subunit beta-like. Bases 203 to 535 code for a protein of 110 amino acids. Gene Ontology annotation, cellular component: Sec61 translocon complex. Lineage: Eukaryota; Viridiplantae; Streptophyta; Magnoliopsida; Fabales; Fabaceae. Gene Ontology annotation, biological process: intracellular protein transport. The transcript has a single exon. The record is from RefSeq and is a predicted model, not a curated record.